CGAUUUCAGCAAACAACAUCUGAUCGAAAAGAGUGUUACAAAUCCUUGUGUGUUAUGGCAUCCAAAAUCGUGGCGACGGCCACCGUGCGCGCUGUAAAGCAACGUAAGUUGCUUCCUAUGAGAGCGGCCUUAUCAUUGACGCCAGCGGCCGUAAAUAGAAUAAAACAACUUUUAGAAGGGAAAAAUGAAUAUAUUGGCCUGAAGGUUGGUGUACGACAACGUGGAUGCAAUGGACUUUCUUACACGCUGGAUUAUGCGUCAACCAAAGAUAAAAUGGACGAGGAAGUUAUUCAGGAUGGAGUUAAGGUUUUAAUAGACAAAAAAGCACAACUUUCAUUGUUAGGAACGGAAAUGGAUUUUGUUGAAACAGACCUCUCGUCAGAAUUCGUAUUCAACAAUCCGAAUAUUAAAGGCACGUGUGGAUGUGGAGAAUCAUUCAGUAUGUAACUGGCAAAGGCAACCACGUGAGGCGUGCUGUAGGUGCUUCGCUACUCAAGGCUGUUUGAUGCUAGGCAAUUGAGCGUGUUAUUUUAGGUUUUUAAUUUAGUGUGAAAAACUGUUUGACUGUAAAUAUGA
Anopheles nili is the source of this 576-nucleotide messenger RNA. RefSeq names its product iron-sulfur cluster assembly 1 homolog, mitochondrial (gene MagR). Lineage: Eukaryota; Metazoa; Arthropoda; Insecta; Diptera; Culicidae. Bases 55 to 447 code for a protein of 130 amino acids. The transcript is spliced from 5 exons. Gene Ontology annotation, biological process: iron-sulfur cluster assembly. Gene Ontology annotation, molecular function: 2 iron, 2 sulfur cluster binding. The record is from RefSeq and is a predicted model, not a curated record. Gene Ontology annotation, cellular component: mitochondrion; cytoplasm.